AUGCUGUUGAAUGCAAAGCUCGCGGUAACUUCGAAGAAACCGCUCUUUUUAAUGGAUUAACCGCUACUGGCCGUCGCCGACUUCGACAAGACAAGAUGGCUCACGCUGGAGGCGGCAACGGGAAGUCAUCUCCCGCCCGGGAACCGAUCGCACUGCGUUCGAACAAGUUGAACCACCUGGUCUUGGGCCGGGCGAGCUGCUCAGUGCCGAACCGUCACCUGGCUAGCCGCGACAGCCUGCUGGAUGCCCUGUUUGCUCUGUACGACGAGUGCAACAGAGAGGUCCUGCGCAGAGACAAGAAUGUCUCCCUGUUCCUAGAUAAAUAUCGUGCAAUAGUGCAAGACCUGCGGCAGCUGCGUGUCAGCAUAGCGGACUUCGAGGUGAAGACAGUUAUUGGUCGCGGCCACUUUGGCGACAUCCGCAUGGUCAAGGAAAAGGCCACCGGCGACAUCUAUGCCAUGAAGAUUUUGCGCAAGGAUGAAACCCUGAGCCAGCGAGAGGUGGCAUUCUUUGAAGAGGAGCGGGAUAUCUUGGCGAGGGCGGCACAGACGGGUCCCUGGCUGACCAGGCUGCAGUAUGCCUUCCAGGACGCUGGCCACCUGUACCUGGUCAUGGAACUGCUGCCUGGCGGCGACCUGUUCAACUUGCUUGACCGCUCAGGGGGCCUGCUGCCUGAGGAGGAAGCCCGCUUCUAUCUCGCGGAGCUCACGCUUGCCAUCCACGCUCUGCAUUCUCUGGGAUACGCGCACAGAGACGUGAAGCCCGACAAUGUGCUUAUAGACCGCACGGGCCACAUCAAGCUUGCCGAUUUUGGAUCGGCUGCCAAGCUGUCCGACAAGAAAAGCAUUUCAAGUCGUCUUCCUGUCGGCACACCUCACUAUGUGGCCCCCGAGGUGCUGAGUUCCAUGAGCGGGGGCCUCAAUGCCUGCGCCACCGUUCAGGGCCCAGCCGUGGACUGGUGGUCGCUGGGUGUGCUGGCGUACGAGAUGCUCUACGGCUUCAACCCGUUUGCCGACGAUCGCGUGGUCGUCACUUACAACAGGAUCAUGAACUUCAGCGAGACCCUGGACUAUGUGAAGGAGCCACCCUUAUCAGAGGUGUCUGUAAAGAUGCUGCAGGGCCUUCUCACCACGGCCGACAAGCGGUUUUCCUACGACGACAUGUGCCGUCAUGAGUUCUUUGCUCCAAUAGACCUGGAUAAUAUAAGACAAACUGUGCCCCCAUUUGUGCCAAACUUGACCGGGGAGGAGGACACGUCCAACUUCUACGAGUUUGAGGACGAGCCGGCGCGUGCCAAGAUUCCUGCUUUGCGGGAUCAGAACAAAAGCUUUGAGGGCAAGAGUCUGCCGUUCGUGGGAUUCACUCACACGCAGAGUGCCAGCAAUGCAGCACUCGAGAGAACGGUGAGUUAUCUGGAGGUGGGCUCCCCGAUGCGCGAGACUCUUAGCUCAGGGGCAUCACUGCGUCGACGGAGCCAGCGCCAGGAGCAGCUGCUGUCCGAGGUGACCCAGCGGGAGGAGAGCCUGCGCCAGGAGGCACGAGAGACGCGCAGCCGUCUGGAACAGGCGCAGGCUCGACUGGAGGCCCUCGAGAGCAGCCUGAUGGAUGCGGAGGCCCGCGAGGCACAGCUGCGCUCGGACAACCAGAACCUGAACAUGCUGGUGGACCUGGAGCGCAAGAACCGGCUGAUCUCGGAGGAGAAGGCUGUCCAGCUGCUGAAUGCCAUGAAGCGCAAGUACCGCAGGCAAGACGAACUUCUGCGGAGCGGCUACUUUGUGGCCAGCCCUCUGCGGAAGCCCACUCCGAGAGCCUUUGUGGUAGAAAAUUCGAACGGCGACGGAGAGAGGGUUGACGAAGAAGAGGAAGGGGACGAGGCGUCGGUGCAGAGUGAACUGCAGCUGGUGAUUCGCGAGAAGCACCAUUUGGAGCAGGAGCUGGCCAAGGAGCGAGCCCUGUGUGCACAGUACAAGGAGCAGCUCAACUCGGCUCUCUCGGAAGGUGUCCACUGCGUGGAGGAGAUGCAGAAGAAGCACAGAGCUAACGUGGACUCCGUCGACGUGGUCCGCAAGGAACUAGCUGAGGCCGGUGUCAAGCAGCGGCAGGCCGAAGAGGCCCUGUCGGUGUGCCAGGACGAUUGCUCCAAACACCAGGCAACUGUAGGUUCACUGGAAAAGGAAGUGGCAUUCCUCAAAGGACAGGUGUCUGCAUCGAUGGACAAGGCGGCUGUCAGUUCUGGGGCCGCCUGCGCACGGUGCACCACAUCACUGUCAGAGGUCAAGCGCCUCACCGAGGAGAAGACGAAAUUGCCACCUCGAAGCAGCCGAGAUGCGGGUGAGAGUUCCAGCUUACUUGCGUGGUCCCAGCACCAGCGACUCUUGGUGGCCUUGGAAUCUCAGCAGAGGCAGGAAAACCAGCUGCAAAGAGACGCAAACGGUCUCCGCUCGGUUGUGACGCGUCUUGAAGGUGUCGUCAGCACUGUCGAAGCCUCUUGCGCAGAGAGUGCUGCCGCUCCACAGCAGGUUCUCGUCAAGCAGGCGGAAGAGCUUGAAGCUCUACGUAGAGAGACAUGCAAGUUGGAAGAGGCCAAUGCACGCUACGUUCAAGAGAUUGAGAAGUUGAACGCAGAAGUUGAGGAAUUGACCAGGAAACCCAACAUCUCUGCUCCAUCCAGUGCCGAAGUAAAUGGGGUCAAGACGGCAUCGUCGUCGCUGGAAGCCGAGCACCAGGCCCUGCUCGAGUCCAGCAGGGCCCUGGAGGCUCAGCUGGCGAAGACGCGGGAGUUCCUCUCCACCAGCCGGGCCCGCUGCGGGGAAUUGCAGCUGCAGCUGCGAAAGAAGGAAGACGAACUGGCCGAGUGCCAGAUAGACGGCCGGGUGGCCAAGCGGGAAGCCAAGCGUCUGGAGGAGAGCGAGAGGCUGGCACGUGAGCACCGCGAUCGUCUCCAGGAGGAGAUGUCCGAGCUGCAGAAGCAGGCGGAGGAGAUGAGGGCGAGGGUCACUCAGCUUGAGCACUCCCUGGCUGUAGCAGAGAGGGAGGCCACUUCAGCUAAGCUAGCUCACGAGACCGAAAAGGCAAAGCUGGAAGAACGCAUUCAGAUGCUGAGGGACAGUUGUGUUUCGACGAAAGAUCUCGAAGCCAAGUGCGUCUCCAAGGCCGACGAAUGCCGCGAGCUGACAGUGAAAUGCAAGGUGCUGCAACUGGAAGCACAGCGAGAGGCUGAAGUGCGCGCGCAGGUGCUGAACAGCUCCAAAGAGCUCGAAGAGGAGCUCAAGAGAGAGCAAGCCAAGAGUGAGAAGCUGCUCAAGACGCUUGAAAUGCUGAAGGAAACCUGUGAGGAGUUGGACAAGCAGGUGGUCAGCUAUGAAAAAGAGCUGUCAUUGGCUGACAGCAAGAAUCAAGAGUUUGAGGCUCAAUGGGCGGCACACAAGGAAACUGUGGACAAACUCAACAAGAAGAUCUUUGAGCUCAAGGAAGCCCUGUUGCUGGAGAAGACUAGCAAGCAACGGUUGGAGGAACAGCUCCAGGACCGUGCACAGGGGGAGAAAGAGGCUGAAGCGGCCCUGGAAUCCGUGCAGGGCCAUCUGCGCGAACGGGAGGCCCUGUUGCGGGAGCUGAGUGAUCAGGUGGCUGACCUGAGACGUCAGCUGGGCACGUACGAGGCCUCGUCCAAGGCGUGGCAGCGCCGGGAAGCCGCCUAUCAGCAGGAGGUUGUCGCCAUCAAGGAAGAGGCUUCCAAGCAUAUUACGACCAUUGCGUCCCUGAAGGCCAGCAAUCUCAAGUUAAGCCGAGACCUGGAAGAUUUCGAGGCCACCCACAGGGAGACCAUGCAGUACGUGGAGAAACUGGAGAGUGACAUGGAUGGACAGAAGAGCUUUUCUGAGACGGAAAUCAUGAAGUUGAACCAGACCAUCGCUCAGCAGUCGAAGCUGAUCAACUUCCUCCAAGCCAAGGUUACCGAAAUGGAGAAAAAGAAAAAGAAGUUAUGGGGUGGUCGUAGCAAGGACGGCAUCUGCUGUGGCACUCCACAGACGUCGACGCUUGAAAGCAGCCUGAGCAAGUACCAGUCCAAGUGUCGUCAGCUGCAGGACGCCCUGGAUCGGAGCCGCUCCGAGGCCAUGAGCCUGCGCCAACAGUUGAACCACGCACUAGCGGCAGCCGAGUCUCGCCGCAACCACCCCCAGGGCUCCGAGACGGCUGCAGUUCCGACUUCUCCCAAGAGCCGUGCUCUGCUCACUGCGCUGACUCUCUCUCCCAGCGUCAGUGGAGCUGCACGUACAGGGGUGGCCAAGGCCCAGGUGACUCAAGAAGACGUCGGUGGGGAGGGCAGUGCGCUUCCGCCGCCAUCUCUGCGCAUGCACCACAAUAUCCCCCACCGGUUCCAGGUGGUGCUCUGCAUGCGCCCCACCAAGUGCGCCGCCUGCCUCGAUGCCAUCCACUUUGGCCGCUACGCGUCUCGGUGCCAAGAGUGUGGUGCGGUGUGCCACCCGAAGUGUUCCACGUCUGUACCUAGCACGUGUGGAGUUCCCGCCGAGUACGUGCGCGAAUUCUCGGACACCGUGGCGACCGAGCACUCGUCCUUGAGCACAACUGCUCCGCCGACCCCCGGCCCGCACGUGAAGUUCGCGCCAGACGUGUGUGAGGUGACCUUUGACAGCUCGCAGCCCCGCGGCUGGGUCAAAGUGCUCAGAAGCAGUGGGGGCAAGCAGACCUGGCACAAGAGCUAUCUGGUGCUCUACCGUGGCAUCCUGUACAUGCUGGACCAGGCAGUCGAGCCCACCAAGCCAGCUAGUGACAGCACGAACCCAGCGGCAGACAUAGAAGAUCGCUACGGAGAGAGGCUUGAGUCCGCGUGUCACGAGCGAGUGCAGAUGUCCCCGUCGGACGGUGAGGUUCUGGUGAGCAGUGCCGUGCCUGCCUCCGAGCUGAUGGGCACCGCCAGGUCCGACAUCCCGUUCACUUUCAAGGUGGAGCUUAAGCCACACACCACGUGCUGGCCACCCAAGUGCCUAUACAUCAUGGUGCCAACAUUUGCUGAAAAGCAAAUGUGGGUGUCUGUCCUAGAGAUGUGUGCUGGACACAAUGUUGACCCUUCGAAAUGCGAUGUUGGCGACACAGUCCUCAGGCUCGCAGGUCAGCACGUACUAGAUGUGAACUGCGUCCACGAACUGUCCUAUGAGUACCUUCUUCUGGGUGCGAUGGAAGGCCUUUAUGUUGUUGACCUGGUAGCGAGAACCGUGCGGCGCCAAGUUGCGGAGGUUCCUGCUGUCUUUCAAAUUGCCGUGUGCACGCAACUGGGCGUGGUCCUUGCAAUUUGUGGUCAGGAGCGCAGGUUGAUGCUGACCGACUGGGCGGCGAUGCAGCCUUGGGUUGAGUCCCUCGCAGGCAGGGACGUUGCGGCAGAUCCACCGGAUUGGCGCCUGGUGGAGGAGACGGAGGAGUGCCACCUGUUUGCCACGUCGCAGGAUUUCACCAGGCUGUGCAUGGCAACGGGCCGAGCCAUCUACGUGACUGUCUGGAAUGCCUCGCGUGCUAACUACACCUGCCGAAAGGUGGCAAAAACCAGUGAGCCUUGCAGCUGCAUAUUAUUCACACCCCACACCAUCCUGAUUGGCUGCGACAUUUUCUACCAGAUUGAUGCCAAAGACUUUUCAGUCGAGGAAUUCCUGGACCCCACGGACAACACGCUGUCCUUCUUGACGUAUAGCGCAACGCAGCUGCGCAGCUUUCCGGUGUCGGUGCUGCAGGUGGCACCACCGGAGUACAACCCCGAGUACCUGCUUUGCUUCAACGAACUGGGAGUGUUCGUGGAUGCUGAUGGCAGGCGUACGCGUGGCGACCUCAAGUGGUCCAGGCUUCCUCUUGCCUUCGCAUACAAGUCACCGCACCUGUUCAUACAGCAUCUCAACUCAAUAGAGAUCCUGGAGAUCAAAGCCAGGGGUGCCAAAGAAAGUGGGUUGCAUCGCAUUGUGCUGGUGAGCAACCCUCGAUUUCUGGGCCUCUCCUCGCUGGGCUCCAUGUACCUGGCAUCGUUCCACAGCGGUCAGCUGGAGGUCAUCUCAGUGAAUGCCACUGCCAGCGGCAGCACCGAUCAGAUGCAGCUGCCUUCAAGCCGCCUGGAGAACAGCGAGGCUGGCGAGAGUGACGAGAUGCAGUUUUCCUUCACGUCUUCCGUGGUCGAAGCACUGGAAGAGUGAAGCUGUGCCAGCACAAAUGCACGCACUGCAGCCGGUUGCCAAAAUACACUCGUGUGCACACACCCCCACACGACGAUUGUGAUAGGAGACAAGGUUCACAACUCCUUCCUCUAGGUUCAGACGUCACAUUUUUUAUUGCAUUUAUAUAUGUGUGUGUAUAUUUUUACGUUUUAUAUCGUGAAAACCUCCGGGAAGUUUUUUCACUGAAUGUCGUCUUGCACCAAACAAGUCUUACUUUCGCCAUCUGGAAAAAAAAAAGUUGUAAUGUCUAAGCGUUGAGGCUCUGUUUCAGUUGCCGAAUUAUUUACAAGCACCUGACUCGUGAACAAAGUCGGGGCAAUUAUACUGAUUUCCUUCGUAACAUAAUGUACAGCAAAAUUUUUAUAAUGUGUUUUAUGCAAUUUUAGUGGAGCCAAAUUUAUUGAAUAAAAACUGUAUUUUACCCUUUCACAA
Messenger RNA from Rhipicephalus microplus (southern cattle tick), 6647 nucleotides. RefSeq names its product citron rho-interacting kinase sticky (gene sti). Gene Ontology annotation, molecular function: ATP binding; protein serine/threonine kinase activity. Gene Ontology annotation, biological process: peptidyl-threonine phosphorylation; actomyosin structure organization. NCBI's taxonomy places the organism in Eukaryota, Metazoa, Arthropoda, Arachnida, Ixodida, Ixodidae. Gene Ontology annotation, cellular component: cytoplasm; cytoskeleton. The record is from RefSeq and is a predicted model, not a curated record.